ACAUGCUGGUUGUAGAAGCACUCACGCUGUUGACGAGCACGGAUGUAAUUUGAUAGAGCCGUGAAACAUAUAUUCUUGUGAGAUACAAGUGAUCAUUCGUGCAUAGGACUUUGGAUAUAGCUGUGCCCAUGUGAGAAAUUAUAAGAGGAGUGAGCAUAUCAUUGUUGCACAAUAGUGAUCGCAUAUACUUAUAAGACGUUUGACGAACUGUACAAGUGGUGAAGAUGCCUGUCACUGCAUUGGAUACAAAGGCUAUGCUACAAGUCCCGAGCCAGGAUGGUUUUGACAAGUACACGGCGUCAAUAGAAUUGUCGAACGCUUGCAGACAAUUCUACAAGUCUCGGGUAGAGACGGCAGAAGCUAUGAAGGAGAAAUGGGACAAGAGCCCGUCCACGACGACCGAUGCCAAUGGCAACGGGAGGCAGAAGAACUCCAUAGACAAGGCCAUGGAGACACUCAGAGCAGAAAUGGCGUCGCUUAUGGAUCAGGACCUGUCGCUGAUGAAACAGCUCCUUACACUGAACGAGACGAUCGAAGAUCUGAAAUGGCAGAGAAAGUAUUACUACAGCAAAGGCGACCUUCAAACCAGCUCGUGUGAUAUGGAAGGCAGUGAUUGGUCAGUCUCAGAAACGGAAAUGUACGAAUCGGACAGUGAUGUGCCCACGAAAUAUCCCUCCCCCUCCAACCUCUCCCUCGAAGGAAACUCGAAUACGGACAAUGAUUACCCCCCGCGAUGCACGUCGUCAAGGCAACAGAUCAAUCUCAACAAAGUGUGCAACAACAGCAAUCUAUACGAAAAGAGCAAAAAGUUGGACUCUCAAUGUUUAAUGAAUGGCAGUUCAUUCAUCUGUCACAGCGAACAGAAUUCAUUUGACUCUGGUAUCCACGAGCCAUCAUGCGAUGUUGAAAUAAGAGUAUAAGUGACAGUGUGAUCAUACAGACAUUUUUGACUGCCAGAACGUGAUUUCAUCCAUGUUUGACCCCAUUCGGAACACCUCGGCUGAUUCUAAUAGCUACACUACUCGACGACCGAAAUCCACCGAGACGUUCCGAAUGUUUGACCCUCCACCUGGUGGUGAAUCAGGGAACCAGAGUGCUCAUGACAAACACCCCUCAAAGACUGAAGAGUUCUGAUAUUCGAACUCAAGCUUAUGACUCUUUAUUGAAGGCGUGGACUGUUAUUACAAGCAUAUAUGCUUAAUUUAUUUGACCUGUCAUCUAUUUUAGAUGCAUAUGUUGUAGAUACAUGAACCAAAUGUAGAUUAUUAGUUAGAAACCUCAACGAACGUAGGUAACAAUCGCAGUUACCCUAAUAUUUGACAAGACAAGUAUUUUUUGCAAUUUUAAUAAGUUAUUGUGCAAUGAUAGAGUAGGUAUUUAAAAGUUUCGCCAUCUUUCAGUUUAAAAUGAAAGUAGUGUAUUCGAGACAAGAGACUUGUAGUUUCUUUAGCAAUAACGUGACAUUGUCUUAUCAAUCGGCAAUAGUUUUAGAAUAACACUUUCAUAAAUGUCAUGAAGAUGGUUAUUUACAAACAUUAAAACAAUUCUAAAUUAAUUUUUAAAUUAAAAUUUAAUUUGAUCACAACGGGUCCAGGUCUAUGCCUGACUAAACUCAUUUGCAUUCUAUUCAUUAUCAAUUUCAGCUGUGUUAUAAAUUUCAGUUGUAAAUUUCAGCUGUAAACAAAACGCACCACGUUUGUACAUAGCAUGACAACCGCAAUAUUAGGAUCACUACCAUUGUAUCACAUGGUCACGCGUUCAUCCGCUGUAUAUGUGGCUAUCUGUCACGAUUUAUAUUUCUGUUAUUGCUGAUUGAUAUGAACAUGUGUAUAUAUCAGUUAUAUCCCGACCCUGCAGUAUUGUAUAAGUUAAAUAUUACCAGAUCCGACUUGUCGAUUUCCGACACCCAGCAGCAUGAAGCUAGUCAUUCCGUACUUGACAGUUUUAUGUGGAACCCUACCAUUGUACGAAAACAUUGUUGUUGAAUACUAUACACUGUCAUGAAAUGUUUAUUAUGCCAGUGAAUAAAGUAUUGUGAAAAUAA
Messenger RNA from Haliotis rufescens (red abalone), 2044 nucleotides. Its product is annotated as leucine rich adaptor protein 1-like. The record is from RefSeq and is a predicted model, not a curated record. The transcript is spliced from 2 exons. Lineage: Eukaryota; Metazoa; Mollusca; Gastropoda; Lepetellida; Haliotidae. Bases 225 to 920 code for a protein of 231 amino acids.